Pogonomyrmex barbatus (red harvester ant) is the source of this 1887-nucleotide messenger RNA. RefSeq names its product peroxisomal biogenesis factor 14 (gene Pex14). Gene Ontology annotation, biological process: protein import into peroxisome matrix, docking. Gene Ontology annotation, molecular function: signaling receptor binding. The record is from RefSeq and is a predicted model, not a curated record. NCBI's taxonomy places the organism in Eukaryota, Metazoa, Arthropoda, Insecta, Hymenoptera, Formicidae. Gene Ontology annotation, cellular component: peroxisomal importomer complex; peroxisomal membrane.
AUGUAUUGUGAUUGUUUUAUCAUUACAAUGUGAUUUGCAGCUUACAAUAUAGGACUUUGCAUAGUGGUAUGUCAUUUUGAUUGUAAGACGUGAGAGUCGAAUGGUCAAAAAUUAUUCAGAAUGACUGAUCAAGAUACGAAUAAUAAUACUCUUCUAUUACGGGAGAAUUUGGUAAAAACAGCAGUUCAGUUUCUGCAAAAUCCUAAAGUGACAUCAAGUCCGUUGAAACAAAAGCAGGAAUUUCUGAAAAGAAAAGGCCUUACAGACGAGGAAAUUAAAAUGGCUUUCAAACUAGCAUCUGUCGACAAUAUAGCAGAUCAAAAUGCCUUUUCGAAUCCUAGUCAGAAUCCAUAUACUGCUAUACAAAUGCCACAAGGAUCUAUUCAUUCGUAUCGUCAAAUGAGCAUUUACCAACCGACACUUUUACAAAAAGUCAAAGAAUUCUUUAAUGCAGCUGCAUUAAUUGGCAUGACAGUAUACUGCACUUAUUGGUUUUAUAAGAAAUUUAUAGAACCUUUUCUGUUUGGUCGAAGAAAGAAGAGAAGUGUAGAAGAUAGAGUAACGGAAUUAGAUAAAACCGUCCAAACUUCUAUGAAAGAUGUAAAAGAUUCUAUUUCAAAAAUAGAAAAUGAAGUGCAAAAAUUAACUCAACAUCAAGCGCUGGAUCCAACUAUCCCACAACUGGUACAAGAACUUAAACAGGAUUUAUCUAGUCUAAAAGCUUUACUUUUAUCAAGGAAACAAUUUCCUACUGCCCCGGCGUCUAUACCACCAUGGCAGUUAAGCGCAACGAAUGUAAAUCAAGAAAAAACAACUGAACGAGAGGAUGAUGCUGGAAGUGGAAGUAGUACUAACAAUUCGGAUAGUUCUUUGGAAAUGAUUCGAGAAGAUCCACCCAAAGAAUAAGUUUAGGAGUUUAGGAAUUUUGUUGUGUUUAUCAUUGCUUCUUCCAUAAUGAAUCUUCGAUAUAUGAUAUACUUGGAUAUAAUAUAUUGAAGCAAAAAGAUCAUAGUUGCAAUAGUAUGUAAUAUUAGAGAAAUGUUUCAUAUUUUUAUACAGGAUGUAAAAAAGAAAAAGUUUGGAACUGAUGGUUGGCUCUUUUUUUUUUUAACAUCUUGUACAUAUAUUAGCAUUAACUUUGCGUUUUGGUGGUAUUCAUGAUUUUAUAAAUGUUUUAAUAUUUAUCGACCAGUGUUCUAAUGUUACAAAGAACGACCUUUAAUGUAUAAUAGAUGAGAAACAAGUUUAUAUAUUAAUUGUGUCACUUACUAUAAUAAAAACCGAUCGAAUCAAUGUAUUAAAUUAAAAUAUAAUUGCAGAUUUUCACUUGCGAUCUUUAAUAAAAUAUGUUUUUGUGUAAGAUUUAAAUAGACUAUUAAUAGAUUCUUAAAUAAAUUUACUUUGAUACUUUAUAUUAUCACAGUACAAAUAUAAGAGAAAUGAAAAGAAUUGAGAUAUAUAACCAGAAAUUUUUUAAUUCUUUUGAAAAGUCUUUACAUGAGCAGAAGAGAUGUUUUCGAUUUUAUUGGCUUGGAUUAUAUAUUUAGUAUAUAGGAAAUGUCCUUGUGUAUAAAUUUGUAAGAAUUAGGUUGUUUCAUAUAAAUUAUAGAUAUAAAGAUGCGUAGCAAUUUUCUACAUAUCAUGAAAAGUAAAUCGCUUAAUAUAUGUAACAUGUAUGUAAAUAUUAAUAUUCGAUUCUAGAAUUAAAAACAUCAAAGACAGUUACAAUACAAAGUAUCAUAUUUACAAAUCUUGUAUCGAAAAUGGAAUUGUAUUACUGAGAAAUAAGUAUAUUUCCAUCUAUCCGUAUCUGCGUUACAGUAUGAACAAUGUCAUAUAUGUGUACAGAUAUAAUUUUAUUGAAUAAAUAAAUUAACUUGAUUUCCA